GUAGUACAAGUUAUGAUUGCUCUCAUAAACUUCAGCUUAGGAAAAAUAAUUAUGAUAAAUAUGUAAGUUUAAGGACCAGUCUUUUCAGUGAUCUUACUGGUCCCAAUUUGGGGACCUAUAAUGUUCUUUACCUCAGGAUCCCUGUCAAUUGCAGCAGGAGUGAAUACUACAAAGAGCCUGGCCAUCGGCAGUCUAAAUCUGAACACUAUCAGCUCUGUGUUGGCUGUGGCAGGAAGCAUUAUUGGUGUCAUCAGUGUGCUUGUGGGUGAAUAUUCUCCCCAUUUUAAUGAUCAUCCAGUCAUCAAUGGUUUGGAUACUUUGAUGUUAAUUUUAAAUAUGCUAGAAUUCUGCAUUGUUGUAUCCAUCUCUGCAUUUGGAUGUAAAGCUUCCUGUUGUAACUCAAGAGAGGUUCUUGUGCUACCACCAAAUCCUGCUGUAACAGUGAUGGGACCUACCCUGACACUUCAACCAUUGCUACCAUCAAAACCCAAAGGGAAAAAUGUUACAGAAAAUAUAUACAAGAACCACCCUGGAGAAAGGGUUUACUUCUGAUGUGUGUGUGUGUGUGUGUGUGUGUGUGUGUGUGUGUGUGUGUGUGCAAGUAUUUCUCUGAGAAAUCAACAGUUCAUUGCACUGGCUUUUGGAGGGAAUAUCAGUCAUGCUGAAAAUAUGUAAGCUAAGCAAUUACUAGAUCAACAACACUUCAACUUCUUCGAUUCACUGGAAGUACAA
This is a messenger RNA of Grammomys surdaster, 732 nucleotides long. Its product is annotated as membrane-spanning 4-domains subfamily A member 4D-like. The annotation marks the transcript as partial. Gene Ontology annotation, cellular component: Golgi apparatus; membrane. The record is from RefSeq and is a predicted model, not a curated record. NCBI's taxonomy places the organism in Eukaryota, Metazoa, Chordata, Mammalia, Rodentia, Muridae. The transcript has 5 exons.